AUGGUAUUCAGAGCAGGUGCCUUCCUGCUACCUUCUUGCUUCCGCUGCCUAUCGUCUUGCCGCGCGCCUCGGGCGCGCGGCGUAGCGCACGGCGAUUUUCUGCCCGCCGUGUGCUCGGGGCGCACGGCGGUUUUCUGCCCGCCGUGCGCCCCGAGGCGCGCGGCGGGUCCCUCCCGUCGCCUCGUCGCGGCACUUUCGGGGCCCGCGAGCCGGCCCCUCCCGUUGCCUCGUCGCGGCGCCUUAGGGGCCUGCGCGCGGUCCCCUCUCGUCGCCCGUCGAGGCACUUUUGUGGACCUGCGCGGCUCCCUAGCACGUCGCCCUUCAGGGCACAAUGGGGGCCCCGCCAUUCCCCUCCCCUCCCUCCUACUUUCCGCUGCAGCAGCCGCUACUACAGCAGCCGCCCCAGUAGCAGUAGCCCCUGGAGCAGCAGCAGCAGCCCCAGCAGCAGCAGCCCCGGGACCAGCCGCCCCAGCAGCAGCCCCUGGAGCAGCAGCCCCAGCAGCAGCAGCCCCUGGAGCCGCCCCAGCAGCAGCAGCCCCGGGAGCAGCCGCCCCAGCAGCAGCCCCUGGAGCAGCAGCCCCAGCAGCAGCAGCCACUGGAGCAGCCGCCCCAGCAGCAGCUGCCCCUGGAGCGGCCACCCCAGCAGCAGCAGCCCCUGGAGCCGCCGCUACUGCAGCAGCCACCCCAGCAGCAGCAGCCCCUGGAGCAGCAGCAGCAGCCCCAGCAGCAGCAGCCCCGGGAGCAGCCGCCCCAGCAGCAGCCCCUGGAGCGGCCACCCCAGCAGCAGCAGCCCCUGGAGCAGCCGCUACUGCAGCAGCCGCCCCAGCAGCAGCAGCAGCCCCAGCAGCCCCAGCAGCAGCAGCCCCGGGACCAGCCGCCCCAGCAGCAGCCCCUGGAGCAGCAGCCCCUGGAGCCGCCCCAGCAUCAGCAGCCCCGGGAGCAGCCGCCCCAGCAGCAGCCCCUGGAGCAGCAGCCCCAGCAGCAGCAGCCACUGGAGCAGCCGCCCUAGCAGCAGCUGCCCCUGGAGCGGCCACCCCAGCAGCAGCAGCCCCUAGAGCCGCCGCUACUACAGCAGCCACCCCAGCAGCAGUAGCCCCUGGAGCAGCAGCAGCAGCCCCAGCAGCAGCAGCCCCGGGAGCAGCCGCCCCAGCAGCAGCCCCUGGAGCAGCAGCCCCAGCAGCAGCAGCCACUGGAGCAGCCGCCCCAGCAGCAGCAGCCCCUGGAGCAGCCACCCCAGCAGCAGCAGCCCCUGGAGCCGCCCCAGCAGCAGCAGCCCCGGGAGCAGCCGCCCCAGCAGCAGCCCCUGGAGCAACAGCCCCAGCAGCAGCAGCAGCCACUGGAGCAGCCGCCCCAGCAGCAGCAGCCCCUGGAGCAACCGCCGCUGCAGCAGCCGCCCCUAGCCCCUGCAGCAGCCGUUCCUGGACCCGGCUUUGA
Closterium sp. NIES-65 is the source of this 1434-nucleotide messenger RNA. Lineage: Eukaryota; Viridiplantae; Streptophyta; Zygnematophyceae; Desmidiales; Closteriaceae. The record is from the annotation of a GenBank genome assembly.